AUGGCGGAUAACCAGCCACUGUUAAAUAGUUCAGAACAAACGAAGCUCCCGAGUCGUGAAGAUAAAGUAUUUAAUUACAUAUUCAAAGUGAUGCAUUACUUGCGAUAUGCAAUUAUUGUUUUUUGGUUGGUGUGUGCCUUAGGGUUCUGUUACCCUGCACUGAAAUUUCUAGGAUCAACAUCACUCUUUGUCGAACCACCAGAAGGAACACUGGCUUACGAAGCAAAUUCAGUUGUCUUGGAGAAAUUUCCCGACUCUUUUAAAGUGGGGAAAAAUGUCAUAGCAAUCAAAACCAAAGAUGGAAGCAAUGUUAUCACGAACUAUACAGAAGACUUUUCGUUGUCAAUGAAGACGUGGAUGGACCAACAAAAGAUCAUUGUGAGUUACUCUGGUUACUAUUUGUUGCCAACUUUAAACUCGUCGAUUGAUCAAGAGAUAUUGGACAUUGCGAAGAAACAGUUUGUUGGAGAAAAGGGGGACAUUACUAUGAUUAUGGUCAAUAUAGAUGACAGAGAUGGGUCUGCUAUUCCCCCGUUUAUUAAAAAUUUGAGAAAAGAGAUGGAGAGACUCAACACUGACAGCAAUUACUAUACAGGUGUGACUGGGUUUGAGGCAGGAAGUGUUGAUUUGCAAGAUGAAGUGAUGGUUUCCUUGCUUAAGAUGGACGUUUCUGUUAUUCCUAUUGCAUUUUUGGUGUUGUUAUGGGUAUUGAAGAGUUUAACUUUGAUGAUUAUACCUUUGUGUACUAUAUCAGUAUCUUUCGCAGUGUCAUUUGGUAUCAUGUAUCCCAUUACAUUUGCCAUUGAUAUUUACGGUGUUGCACCCGCACUUAUGAUGAGUUGUAUCUGUGCAAUGAGUAUAGAUUAUAGUUUGUUCCUCCUCACACGGUUUACAGAAGAGACUGUUGGAAAACACGACUCUUACACUGCAAUUAAAAACAUGUUACAACAUUCUGGGAGAAUUAUUGCAACAUCUGGUGGUUUGUUGACGCUGUGUUUUGUUUCGUUGUGUUUCUUCCCCCUUGAUGUUGUUAUAACACUUGGAAUGAGUGCUGCGAUAUCCAUAUUCAUUACUAUUAUUGUAAACCUGACUUUGACACCGUCUAUUCUCUCAAUCUUCCCCAAGUUUUUCGCCAGACGAGGGUUUAUACCAUGUAUCAAAAAGUGUCGUGUGUGGGUUGAAAACAAGGAAGGCUCAUACGACAGCAAGAAAUCCCUUUGGCACAAAUUUGCAUUGUUUAUUUCAAACAAGUGGUAUUCACUAAUUGUCAUCGUUGUCGUCAUUUGCUUGAUAAUUCCAUUUUGUGUAUUUAUCAAAGACUUUUCGUGGAAUGAGGAAGACAACGAGAUUAUUCCAGCCGCAAGUGAUUCAAUGGUAACGCGCUCUUAUAUAUUAAACGAGUAUCCGGAAGGUGUUAUAUAUCCGUACGAACUUGUCAUUACAGCGAAAACGGAUAUUGACGUAUUCAGUACACAAUAUGAAAAGUUGACAACUGACUUAAUGGACGCCUUUACUCAAUAUCCAGAUUACUUUUCAAACACAUCGUACACCUGUAUCAAUUAUUUUGGCGGACACACUGUAUCUGGACGAGCAAUGAAGUGGUUAUACAACGACGAUUUGUACAAGUGGUUUUUUGACAAGAGUGUUUCUCCAGAUAAGACGACAACCAGAUGCACUUUUAUUCCUUUAUUCAAUCCCAAAGAACAGUCUGAUGAACGUCUCGAAUUUGUGAGAAGUAUUAUUGACAACGUGACACAACAUAAUACGGAUUACAAUGUGUAUGUGAGAGGGUUUGAAGUGGAUAUUUCUGAUUCCAUAGUCAUAUGUUUCAAAUAUUUCCCAAUUAUCGUUGUCGUGUUGUUUUGCAUUGUUUUGAUUAUAACUAGCAUUAGUUUUCAAUCACUUAUUGUACCUUUACGUGUAGUAUUUUCAACUGUGACCACCGUGUUGUGGACAUACGGGUUUGCGUCUUUUGUGUUCUGCAAUGAUUACUUUGACUGGACGGCAGAUAUCAUGGCGGAUUCCAUUGGACUCUAUUGGGUUGUUCCUGUCAUCACAUUCCCUAUUAUCAUUGGACUCUCUUCUGACUAUGAUGUUUUCUUGUUUUCACGUAUUAUGGAAUUGCGAAGAAAAGGUUUAUCGACCAAAUUGAGUGUCAUUGCUGGUGUUGAGAAAGCCGGGUACUUAAUCUCUUACGCUGGCAUUAUCAUGGCUGUUGCAUUCUCUGGACUCUUCUUAAGUAACGUUUUGAUGUUGAACCAAUUUGCGUUCAUUUUGAUGUUCAGUGUGCUAUUGGAUACAUUUGUAGUAAGAUCGUUAUUACUUCCGGCCUUUGUGAAUAUCCUUGGAGAACUCAAUUGGUUUCCGCGGAAGUACAAAAUUGUCACCAGUGAUUAUGACGAGUAUUACCGCAAUGAACAAAUUGAAGAAGAUAAGAAGAAAGAGAGAAACGAAACGCUGUACUAUGCUUCUCUCCCUUCAAAUAGAGGACUUAAUACAGACGAAGAAAGCAACAAUGGUAUUCCACCAUCUCUUACAAACGCAACUGAAGUGCCCGAGCCAGACACCCAAGUUGAACAAGGCGAUUAUGUGAAAAUAGAAGACACCAUUGAACCUGUCGAAGGUCCUGCUCAUAACUGA
Molecule: messenger RNA, 2640 nt
Organism: Entamoeba invadens IP1
Lineage: Eukaryota; Evosea; Mastigamoebida; Endamoebidae
Exons: 2
Coding region: 1-2640 (879 amino acids)
Cellular component (GO): membrane
Source: RefSeq, a predicted model, not a curated record